UUGUUGGAGGAAGUGUGUCACUGUGGGGGUGGGUUUUCAGACUCUCCUCCUAAUUGCCUAAAAACAGUCUGCUUCUGGCUUCCUUUUGGUGAAAAUGUAGAGCUCAGCUUCUCCAGCACCAUGCCUGCCUGGAUGCUGUCAUGCUUCUGCCUUGAUGAUAGAUUGGACCUCUGAACCUCAGAAGCUGAUGGAGACUCAAGCUCUGGAACCAGGGACUCAGGAAGCCUUUGGUGCCACCAGCCCUAACAAGAGGGCCCUGUCUAAGACCAAAAAGAACUUCAAAGACUUGAUGUCUAAGGUGACGGAGGGACAGUUUGUGCUAUGCCGGUGGACAGACGGACUAUACUACCUCGGCAAGAUCAAGCGGGUCAGCAGUCCUAAGCAAAGCUGCCUUGUAACUUUUGAAGAUAAUUCCAAAUACUGGGUCCUAUGGAAGGACAUCCAGCAUGCUGGUGUUCCAGGAGAGGAGCCUAAGUGUGACAUCUGCAUGGGGAAGACUUCAGGGCCAAUGAAUGAGAUCCUCAUCUGUGGGAAGUGUGGCCUGGGUUACCACCAACAGUGCCACAUCCCCAUCGCAGUAGAUGCCAACUGGCCCCUCCUCACUCAUUGGUUCUGCCGACGCUGCAUUUUCGCACUGGCUGUGAGGAAAGGCGGCGCGCUGAAGAAAGGCGCCAUCGCCAAGACGCUGCAGGCAGUGAAAAUGGUGCUGUCCUACCAGCCGGAGGAGCUCGACUGGGAUUCGCCCCAUCGCACCAACCAGCAGCAAUGCUACUGCUACUGCGGCGGGCCUGGAGAGUGGUACCUACGGAUGCUGCAAUGCUACCGGUGUAAGCAGUGGUUCCAUGAAGCUUGCACACAGUGCCUCAGUGAGCCUAUGGUGUUUGGAGAUCGCUUCUACCUGUUCUUCUGCUCCGUGUGUAACCAAGGCCCAGAGUAUAUCGAGAGGCUGCCCCUGCGAUGGGUGGACAUAGUUCACCUGGCCCUCUAUAACCUGGGAGUACAGAGCAAGAAGAGGUACUUUGACUUUGAGGAGAUCCUGGCCUUUGUCAACCACCACUGGGAGCUCCUGCAGCUUGGCAAGCUCACCAGCACCCCUGUGACAGAACGAGGGCCGCAUCUCCUCAAUGCUCUCAACAGUUACAAAAGCCGGUUCCUGUGUGGCAAGGAGAUUAAGAAGAAGAAAUGCAUCUUCCGACUGCGCAUCCGUGUCCCACCCGCCCCUCCAGGAAAACUGCUUCCCGACAGGGCACUGAUGCCAAGUGACAAAGGGACCUCUGAGCUGCUUCGUAAGAAAGGAAAGAGCAAGCCUGGUUUGUUGCCUCAGGAAUCCCAGCAGCAGAAAAGGCGAGUUUAUAGAAGAAAAAGAUCAAAGUUUUUGCUGGAAGAUGCUAUUCCCAGUAGUGACUUCACCUCAGCCUGGAGCACAGACCACCACCUGGCCAGUAUAUUCGAUUUCACACUGGAUGAAAUUCAGAGUUUAAAAAGUGGCAGCUCAGGCCAGACCUUCUUCUCAGAUGUGGAUUCCACUGAUGCUGCCAGCACCUCCGGCUCUGCCUCCACCAGCCUCUCCUACGACUCCAGAUGGACAGUAGGCAGCCGCAAGAGGAAGCUGGCAGCCAAAGCGUACAGGCCCCUGCGGGCAAAGCAUCGGGUGGCUGAGCUGGAUGGGCGCUGUGCCUCAGACAGCAGUGCAGAGGGAGCUCCGGUCCCUGAGCAGCAGGAUGAAGGCAUCGACAGCCACACACUUGAAAGCAUCAGUGGAGAUGAUUCCUCCCUGUCUCACCUCAAGUCAUCUAUCACCAACUACUUUGGUGCAGCCGGGCGGUUGGCCUGCGGGGAAAAGUAUCGGGUGUUGGCGCGGAGGGUCACUCCAGAAGGUUUCUUACCACAACCUCAAGAGCUUGGAACCAGGACAAAAACCGUACCUGAGCCCUACUCACGGGUCCUUCCUUUCCUCUGCUGUUCCAAGGAGAAGGCUGUGAAGUCUGGUUUCUUUGGAAAGUCAGCUAUGUCAAAUGAUGUUUUGCUGGGGCACACAGGUGAAAGGAUGUUUUGCUACAGCAGACUUGUUUAAGGAUGCGUGAUGUUCAGAAGGAAUAUAACUAUGACCUCUCAGACAGUGGGGCUUGAGCACUGGUUUGCCUUGCUCUGCCUCCCUAUUCUUUGCUAACGACACACAUGAAUUGGCUCUCCUGACAUUGUGUUGCUGAGCUCCGCUUGUGGUGACGCCUGAGAGAGAAGCUUGCCAAAGAAUUUCUUGUGAGGUUCCUGUGGCUUCUUGCCACUUCUGUAGCCUCGGGCUGGUUGGUGAGCCCUUGCUGGUUCAUAUGUGGUGUCUGCUGAGAGGACGGGACUGCAGUUGCUGAUUUGUAUCUGGUGUUUGCUACUGGACUGAACUGCUGAUAUCCUGGCAAUGAAGAUUGGACUCGCCCCCAAAGAACUAUUUUUAACCAGGUCUACUACCCCUGUGUCCUGAUAACCUUUCUUUUCCACUACCUCAGGUGGGUGGUGGGCUAGAGGGCAGGUUGAACACUUAUUAAAGUAGGUGAGAAAAGAA
Messenger RNA from Grammomys surdaster, 2557 nucleotides. It is a transcript of the gene Phf19, whose product is annotated as PHD finger protein 19. The coding region runs from base 155 to 2074 and encodes 639 amino acids. Gene Ontology annotation, biological process: chromatin organization; regulation of DNA-templated transcription. The record is from RefSeq and is a predicted model, not a curated record. Gene Ontology annotation, cellular component: nucleus. The transcript is spliced from 16 exons. Gene Ontology annotation, molecular function: chromatin binding; DNA binding. Lineage: Eukaryota; Metazoa; Chordata; Mammalia; Rodentia; Muridae.